Messenger RNA from Danaus chrysippus (African queen), 945 nucleotides. The record is from the annotation of a GenBank genome assembly. Lineage: Eukaryota; Metazoa; Arthropoda; Insecta; Lepidoptera; Nymphalidae.
AUGAAAAUUGAAAAUGAAGAAAAAUCUAUUAUUUACCAAAAAAUAAAAACUCUACAGAAAAUCGCUUUUGACAAAGGGAUAGAAAAUGUUUUAAAUACGCAAUUUAAUUGUGAUAUUUCACAAAAAUCAGUGCAUAUUUUGUACAAUAAAACAUUAAUAUCAGUGAGUGUAGCUUUUAUAUCGUUACUUGUCGCUAGUUCUGUAAUAGAAUAUUUAUUAAGUGCAAGGUGUUUAUUACCUAUUAACCACUUGGUGUGGGAAGCCACUCGACCUCUUGCUGAUUGCGACUAUUGUGAGAAUGUUACAAAACCUCUCAUAUUGUGGAACGUUACAAGACAUAGCUUUAAGAAAUAUGCAUAUUCAUCAAAACCCAUAAUUGUUAAGAAUGCCAUAAAACAUUGGAGUGCCUCAAAAGUGUUCAGUAUAAAAUUUUUCAAGACGUUAUAUGAACAAACUCCUCAAAGUUAUGAAAGUUUGGAGAAUGGGUGCCAGUUUUUAAAUUUCAAAUCUGAUCUAUUUACUCUGAAAGAAGUGUUUGAGAUGCCUGAAGCUAGAAUUUCAAACCAGUUUGGACAAGAGCCCUGGUAUGUUGGCUGGGGCAAUUGUCAUCCAACCAUCUUAUCUAAAGUUCGUGAAUACUACUCAAUACCAGAAUUCCUGCCUGAAGAUGCAGAGUUCCCAGCAACAGAAAAUAUAUUUAUAGGAUAUGAAAUGGGAGCAGUCAUGCAUUUAGAUUAUAUACCAAGACUGAUGUGGCAAGGACAAGUGAAAGGAAAUAAAACCUGGUUAAUAAAACCAGUGCCGGAGUGUGAAGAUUUCUGUAGGGACAUCAAAUUUUAUGUUGAACCUGGCGAUGUAGUACUAUUGGAUACUCGUCUUUGGUAUCAUUCUACAACCAUACCAAAAGGUCAACUGUCACUCACAGUUCAAUCGGAAUAUGGCUGA